AUGUUUCUAUUUGUAAGAAAAGGGAGUGGUGGUACUGCUUACCAUAGUAUGUCUUUAACAAAGAUGAUUCUACCACUAGCGCUAAUCCUAUCGCGGUUUUGCGCAUUCUGCGCAGGAAAAGCCCAUUUGCAAUCACAUACCUCUGUACUAGACCAUGGUAUUGAAAUUGGACCAUUAAAUAGAACGGCAUCGAUAACCCCAGAAUUGCAACACUUAAAAGUCGGUCAAAAUGGAGCGAUCUCGAGCGAUCUCGAGCUAUGUAACCGAAUGGGUGUGCAUGAUAUAUUACUUGGAAUUCCAGGAUCCAAUGCUGCGGAUGCAGCUAUAACGGUAGCUCUUUGUAUCGGCAUGGUUAAUUUCUUUAAUAGCGGUAUUGGAGGUGGUGGUUAUGCAGUCUAUGUUGAUGGUGAAAAAUCAGAAAGGAAUCUAGCUUUUGACUUUCGUGAAACUGCUCCUGAGUUGGCUCAUAAGAACAUGUUUUCGAAGGAUCCCAAAUCUUCUAAGUAUGGUGGCUUGUCUGUUGCUGUGCCCGGAGAAUUAGCUGGUCUAUAUGAAUUAUACAAGAGACGAGGCAGCGGUGUAGCCAAAUGGUCACAACUUCUCCUACCAGUAGUAGAGUUAGGUAGAGGUGGAUGGAGUGUUGGAACAGCAUUGGGUGCGUCAUUGAAAAAGUACGAGAGCUACUUUAAAGAACAUAAGCAGGACUGGGCUUUUGUUCUCCAUCCAGACGAAAAUAGAGUCCUAGACGUGGGUGAGUGGAUUACGAGACCGGCCUUAGCUAAUACUUUAGAGGUCGUUGCUAGAAGCGGCAAUGCCUCGGUUUUCUACGACCCAAGUUCUGAACUAGUUCGUAGUAUGGUCAAUACAAUCCAAAGCACAAAUGGUAUAAUAACGGAAGCAGACUUUGCAAAAUAUAAGGUUGAAAUCUCUGCACCAUUAUCAACAAAAAUUAGAAGAGGUUUAAAGCAUCUGCCAAACAAUGACCUAACCGUUUAUACCAUAGGUGGUUCCAGUUCUGGUGCCGCAUUGCUCUCUGCUUUAAAAAUAAUGGACCAUUUCGACGGCGCCGAUGGAGGUGACAGCUCCCCGGAGCAGCUAUACUUAUUAGUGGAAUCUAUGAAAUGGAUGGCAAGUGCCAGAAGUAGGCUAGGUGAUAUUAACGGCGGCUCAAAGUCUUCUCCGCAAGUAAGGGACAUCCUAGGCCAAAACUGGAUUAAAUAUGCAGUUUCUCUGAUUAAAGGCGGCCGCGAUGGUGAUACCUUCAGUACUAUGGCAAAUUGGACUGACUACUUACCUGCUUACGAACCUAACACUCCUGGAGGCACAACUCACAUCUCAAUUGUUGAUUACAACGGAAAUGCGGUUUCCUUGACCGCAACGGUCAACCUUUUGUUCGGCUCCUUAGUCCACGACUCAAGUACUGGAAUCGUUUUCAAUAACGAAAUGGACGACUUCAGCCAGCCAGGUAAGUCAAAUACGUUUGGUAUUUCCCCAUCCAUCUACAACUUCCCUGAACCUCAUAAACGCCCAUUAUCGUCGACUGCACCCACCAUCAUAUGCAACGAGUUAGGCCUCCCUGACAUGAUCAUAGGUGCUGCCGGAGGCUCAAGAAUAGUCACUGCUAUCCUACAAACUAUUAUAAGGUCCUACUGGUAUAAUAUGCCUUUAUUACAAGCUAUCUCAUUCCCAAGAAUUCAUCACCAAUUGUUACCAGAGCAGCUAGAAAUUGAAAGUUUCUCCAUGCUAGGAGACCAAGCAAUCCAAUCUCUUCGUAGUAUGGGCCAUAAAACUCUAGAAACAAGUCCACAUAGUGUUGUCAACGGCAUUAGGAGCUGGCAUGGACAAUGGCAUGCCGUAAGUGAUUACUGGAGAAAGCGUGGUGUGUCGGUUGCAUACUAA
Messenger RNA from Eremothecium sinecaudum, 1899 nucleotides. It is a transcript of the gene ECM38, whose product is annotated as gamma-glutamyltransferase. Lineage: Eukaryota; Fungi; Ascomycota; Saccharomycetes; Saccharomycetales; Saccharomycetaceae. The record is from RefSeq and is a predicted model, not a curated record. Gene Ontology annotation, biological process: glutathione catabolic process. Gene Ontology annotation, cellular component: fungal-type vacuole; plasma membrane. Bases 1 to 1899 code for a protein of 632 amino acids. Gene Ontology annotation, molecular function: glutathione gamma-glutamate hydrolase. The transcript has a single exon.